This is a messenger RNA of Ornithodoros turicata, 726 nucleotides long. RefSeq lists its product as uncharacterized. The transcript has 5 exons. The coding region runs from base 1 to 726 and encodes 241 amino acids. NCBI's taxonomy places the organism in Eukaryota, Metazoa, Arthropoda, Arachnida, Ixodida, Argasidae. The record is from RefSeq and is a predicted model, not a curated record.
AUGGUUGGGUGUUCGGCCCUGGGUUGCACCAACUCAACGGAGAAGGGUCACAAGGUGUUCCGAGUACCUUGGGACCCUCAGCGUAAGAUGCAAUGGGCAGUAGCGCUCCGACGAAAGCAAAAGAACGGCGACUUGUGGAUUCCCGGCGUCGGCGCACGUGUGUGCUCUGCGCAUUUUGUCGAAGAGAAACGCAGCAACGACCCCAGCCACGUCGAUUAUGUGCCGUCUAUCUUCUCGUACAACAACGAUAGUCGUGCCCGAUCACGCAGGAGGAUUGAAAUGCAUCAUCGCCAUGCUGCAAUAUCGCGAAAACGGUUGGUAUCGCAGGAACAGCAGGCUAGCUGCUCCAGUAUCAACACUGCUGUAGAAAGUUUGGACGAUAUGGACAGUAUGAGCGAUGUGGACAGCAUGGAUGCAGCGGAAGGGUCGCCAACUGGUGACAACAUGGUAGACGCAGAGGUCCAGGCGACAGAAUCAGCAGGGAUGUGUGCAAACUGUUACUCCUUGGUGAAGGAACGGGAUGCACUCAGCGACGAGGUUUCCACACUGAGACGAAGGUGCAAGAGGCUGAAAGCAAAGCUGAAUUCGUGCCAGGAUGUUGGGCAGAUGAGCGAAAAGAAGGGCUCACAAAGGCAACAUUCUUGGCAGUGCUGGCAGCUGUGGUUGCUGCAUUACCACCUGCACGCAAAUGCCUUCCACACCCAAGCCAACUGCUGCUGUUUUUAA